Anoplopoma fimbria (sablefish) is the source of this 1077-nucleotide messenger RNA. RefSeq names its product N-6 adenine-specific DNA methyltransferase 1 (gene hemk2). Gene Ontology annotation, cellular component: eRF1 methyltransferase complex. The record is from RefSeq and is a predicted model, not a curated record. Gene Ontology annotation, molecular function: nucleic acid binding; protein methyltransferase activity; S-adenosylmethionine-dependent methyltransferase activity. NCBI's taxonomy places the organism in Eukaryota, Metazoa, Chordata, Actinopteri, Perciformes, Anoplopomatidae. The transcript is spliced from 6 exons. Gene Ontology annotation, biological process: methylation. The coding region runs from base 89 to 736 and encodes 215 amino acids.
GUGGAACGUCAACAUGCUUCCUCCCACAUGUCUGCUCAGCUGGUACCUUGAGUAAACCUGAUUCAAGCUUCUCUAACCUGCAGCAGGUAUGUCUUCCUGUUAUCCCACUCCUGUGUACUCCCAUGCUGGACGAGGAGACUUCAGAGAUGUUUACGAGCCUGCAGAAGACUCUUUCCUCUUGAUCGACGCUCUGGAGAAAGACGCACAGCUGCUGCAGGAGAUGAGCCCGUCUUUGUGUGUGGAGGUGGGCAGUGGCUCUGGAGUGGUGUCAGCUUUCCUGGGAUCAGUGGUUGGACCUUCUGCUGUCUAUCUUUGCACUGAUGUGAAUCCUGCAGCUGCGCAGUGCACAGCAAAGACAGCUUCCUGCAACAAUGCGUCACUGCAGCCUGUCAUCACAUCCUUGGUGGACUGUCUUCUGCCCCGCUUGAGUGGCAAAGUGGAUGUCCUUCUCUUCAACCCCCCCUAUGUGGUCACACCUUCAGAGGAGGUUGGCAGCACAGGAAUAGAGGCUGCCUGGGCCGGCGGGAAGCGAGGGCGAGAGGUGACGGACAGAUUCCUGCCUGUGGUAGCACAGUUGCUCUCCAGUAAAGGGCUAUUCUAUCUCAUUACCAUUGCAGAGAAUGAGCCAGAGGAGAUCAUCCGUAUUCUGGGCAAAUGUGGUUUGAAGGGAGAGCCAUGCAUGUCGACUAGAGCUGGAAAUGAGAGGCUGUCCGUCCUGCGCUUCCAAAGGAGCUAACAGUCGUGUAUAAAUCCCCUGAAAAGAUUACAGGAACUGAUAAAGAUUUUCAGGACAUCAUUUUUGCCAAACGGGAUGCAGUAUUGUCUGCAAGGAAGGACAAAUGCAGAGGAAAACUAAGACUUUUUUGGAUUAAAGCUCUGAACAACAACUUCUUUUGCAAGGAAUUCAGCGAAAGGACUAAGAUGCCUGUUGUACUGAAUAUUUGAAAAUAAAGAAACCAAUGCCACAAAAAAAUGACUGUAACCAAGACCGUUUCAAUAGGGAAAUUUCAGCUACACAUACAUUAAAGAAUUCUAUUCAGACAGCAAUACAAGAAGAACCACUUACUUACAUUUUUU